This is a messenger RNA of Funneliformis caledonium, 522 nucleotides long. The record is from the annotation of a GenBank genome assembly. Lineage: Eukaryota; Fungi; Glomeromycota; Glomeromycetes; Glomerales; Glomeraceae.
AUGAGUUCAUCAAGUAAUUUCACUAUUGAAGAAUUUCAUACAUUAACCGAAAUAUUAGCAUUAACGGGUGGAGUCUUAAUAUUUCUCAAUGGAAGAAAUAUGACGACUUUAAUUACAUUAACGGUACCAGCAAUGCUUAAUCUUUUGUUUGUACUUGGAGUUAUGAUGCGACAAACUCAACAAACCAAUAAAAGGGAUUUUAGGGAUUGGUUAAAGAAAAAUAUCAUUAUGACAACAAUAAUCACUAUAUUAUCAAUGGUAGAUAUAAUGAUUAUGAAAUUACUCGUAGAUAUUACUUUAUUUAAUCCUGAAGUGAGAAAAUGGAUACUCGUGGCCGGAAUAUUCAAUAGUAUUAAAAAAAUGUCUCAAGUUGUUCUUCUUAUACUAUAUAUCGAGAAUGUAGGAUUAGAUGCGUUAUUAAUAUCGACACUAUUUACAAGCAUUGCAAGUUUAUUAUUCAGUAUUAUCUAUGAAAUAUACGAACAUAUAUCAUCUGAUUCAGAAGUAUCCCAUAUCCCUUAG